CGUUUGCUCUCAGUGAGUCUUUUCUUUUGUUCUGUCUGAAAAAAUUGUUGAAUAGAGAGAGAGUUUUUGUCUUCUCAGCUGUUUCGUGGGAUAGUAACAAGGAGGAGGAAGCUUGUUCUUCUAGACUUCUUCUUCUCUCAAAUUCGCUCUGUUCAACUUUAAAUCAUGGUUGGAGGAGGAAGUGCACAGAAGCUUACUACAAAUGAUGCGCUUGCAUACCUUAAAGCCGUGAAGGAUAAAUUUCAAGAUCAACGUGACAAAUAUGACGAGUUUCUCGAGGUCAUGAAGAAUUUUAAAUCUCAAAGAGUUGAUACAGCUGGUGUCAUAACAAGGGUUAAAGAACUUUUUAAAGGGCACCAAGAGUUGAUUUUGGGUUUCAAUACCUUCUUGCCAAAAGGUUUUGAGAUCACACUUCAACCCGAAGAUGGGCAACCUCCACUUAAGAAACGCGUUGAGUUUGAGGAAGCAAUUAGUUUUGUCAACAAGAUUAAGGCAAGGUUUCAGGGAGAUGAUCGUGUAUACAAAUCAUUUUUAGACAUUUUAAACUUGUACAGAAAGGAUAGCAAGUCCAUCACUGAGGUCUAUCAGGAGGUUGCGAUCCUAUUUCGGGAUCAUGCAGAUUUACUUGUGGAGUUUACUCAUUUUCUACCUGAUACUUCUGCAACACCCUCUAUUCCUUCUGUUAAAACUCCAGUUCGUGACAGAGGGAUUUCUCUUCCUGAUAAGAAGGACCGGAUCAUUACUCCACAUGACUAUAGUACUGAACAUGUUGACCUGGAUCGGGAUAGACCUGUGAAGAAAGAAAAUAAAGAACACGUGAGAGGUUAUCACAAAGAAAAUGAGCAUAGGGAUGCCAGAGAUUUCGAACCUGAUAGCAAAAAAGUGCAGUUUCUGAACAGCAAGCAAAAAGUAUAUAUUAGAGGUGAUGAUUCUGCUGAAAACUCCAAUCAAGUCAGGGACGGAAAGAAAAUUUCUGGGGCGGUUCCUAGUUCAUCUACUUAUGAUGAAAAAGGUGCCAUGAAAAGUUAUAGUCAAGAGUUAACUAUUGUCGAUAGAGUAAAGGACAAGCUGAAUGCCUCAGAGUACCAGGAGUUCUUACGUUGUCUUAAUCUCUUUUCAAAAGAAAUAAUCAGCCGACCUGAAUUGCAAUCUUUGGUAGGAAAUUUAAUUGGAGUAUAUCCUGACCUCAUGGAUUCCUUUAUAGAGUUUUUGAUGCAAUGUGAAAAGAAUGAAGGACUGCUUUCUGGUAUUCUGACUAAGAAGUCCUUGUGGAGUGAGGGCAAAUAUCCUCAACCUUCACUGGACAAUGAUAGAGACCAAGAACAUAAGAGCGAUGAAGGGUUUAGAGACAAAGAUCAUGAUAAGGAGAGGCUUGAAAAAGCGGCAGCAAGUCAGAAAUGGGCAAAGCCAAUCAGUGAACUGGAUCUCUCGAAUUGUGAACAAUGCACUCCUAGUUAUAGGUUACUUCCAAAAAAUUACCCAAUUUCCAUUGCAAGCCAGAAGACAGAGUUAGGUAAACUGGUUCUUAACGAUCACUGGGUCUCUGUCACAUCCGGAAGUGAAGACUAUUCAUUUAGCCACAUGCGCAAGAACCAGUAUGAAGAGAGCCUCUUCAAAUGUGAGGAUGACAGGUUUGAGCUAGACAUGCUAUUAGAAUCUGCAAAUUCAACUGCAAAGCAUGUAGAAGAAUUAUUAGCAAAGAUCAACAGUAAUGAAUUGAAAAUCAACAGCCCCAUCCGUGUCGAGGAUCACCUCACAGCUCUAAAUAUAAGAUGCAUAGAACGGCUAUAUGGUGAUCACGGGCUAGAUGUGAUGGAUGUGUUAAAGAAGAACGUGUCUCUUGCUUUACCUGUUAUCCUAACACGUUUGAAACAGAAGCAAGAAGAGUGGGUAAGGUGUCGUUCUGAUUUCGACAAAGUCUGGGCUGACAUAUAUGCUAAGAACUACUACAAAUCGCUUGAUCAUCGAAGUUUCUACUUCAAACAGCAGGAUUCAAAGAAUCUGAGCAUGAAAGCAUUGUUGGUAGAGAUUAAAGAGACUACUGAAAAGAAGCGAGAGGAUGAUUCACUUCUUGCACUUGCAGCCGGAAAUAGACUAUCCAUUUCCCCAAAUUUGGAAUUUGAUUAUCCUGAUUCUGACCUUCAUGAAGAUCUCUACCAGCUGAUCAAGUAUUCAUGUGCAGAAAUGUGCUCUACCGAACAGUUAGAUAAAGUAAUGAAGAUUUGGACAACCUUCAUGGAACAGAUAUUUGGUGUUCCUUCUCGCCCUCAAGGUGCUGAAGACCGAGAAGACGUUGUCAAUUCCACAAACCAGAAUGUAAAAAGUGGUAGUGCAAGUGCUGGAGAGAGUGAGGGAAGUCCUCACAAAUGCACUAAUGUUGCUGACCCUAGACGCUCGAAGGCAUCUCGGAAAAUUAAUGAACGUAAUCAGUUGGGGCAAAGCAGUAAUCCAGAUAGGAAUUGCACAGCUGGUAGGACCUCAGAUACCUUAUGUGAGACUGCUCAGUAUGAGACAAUGGAGAAGAAUGUAGUGACACCUGAUGAAAGGCCUGAAAGCAAACACGCUGUUUCUAUUGAACGUGUACAUGAUUCAACUGCUUUCUCUGUGGGUGGAUUAUCAGACCAAAGUAAUGGAGGAAACGGACACGGCAGUAACAAUCUGAAGCCUAGUGGUAUGACGCGUGGAAUAGAGUUGGAGUUGAAGGUGAAUGAUGGAAAUGGGGCAAAAGUAGAGGUUGGUAACAAGAAAGUAUUGACUAAUGGGAUCUCGGUAGAAAUAACAAGUAAUCAAGAGUUGGCUGGGAAAUCCAAAGUUGAAAGAGAAGAAGGUGAACUUUCUCCUAAUGGAGACUUUGAGGAAGAUAACUUUGCAGAUUAUGCAAAAAGUGGUUUGGAGGCUACCAGCAAAGCGAAUGAUAAUGCUGGAAAUAACUUAAACCGAGAGAAAAUUAGAGAAGAUGAACCAUGUUGUCUGGAGACAGGGGCUGAGAAUGAUGCUGAAGGUGACGAAAACGCUGCAAGAUCAUCAGAGGACAGCAGAAAUGCAUAUGAGAACGGUGAUGUUUCUGGAACGGAGUCUGGUGGUGGUGAAGAACCGGAGGAUGAUAUGGAUCCCAAUAACAAGGGAGAAAGUGAAGGAGAGGAUGAAGGUAUGGCUGAUGCACAAGAUACUGAAGAAGAUGGAUCUCCCUUACCCUUUUCAGCUCGAUUCCUACUGCAUGUAAAGCCCUUAGCAAAGUAUGUUCCGUCAGCUUUAGCUUUGCAUGACAAAGACAAAGAGAUUCCAAAGAACUCCCAAGUCUUCUAUGGGAAUGAUUCAUUUUACGUGCUUUUCAGGCUUCACCGGAUAUUGUAUGAGAGAAUAUUAUCAGCAAAAGUUAACUCAGCAUCCCCGGAAGGAAAGUGGAGGACCUCAGAUACCGAAAAUCCUACCGAUUCCUAUGCCAGAUUCAUGACUGCUCUCUACAACUUACUUGAUGGUACAUCUGAAAAUGCCAAAUUUGAAGAUGACUGUGGAGCCAUAAUCGGGACUAAGUCUUACGUUCUCUUCACAUUGGACAAACUGAUCCAUAAGUUCAUCAAGCAUCUCCAAGGAGUAGCAGCCGAUGAGAUGGAUAACAAACUUCUUCAGCUUUAUGCAUAUGAGAAAUCCAGAAAGCCUGAAACGAUUUUUGAUGCUGUUUAUUACGAUAAUGCCCGUGUGCUCCUCCCCGAUGAGAAUAUUUACCGUAUUGAAUGUAAACUAUCAACCCCAGCCAAACUCUCUAUUCAGCUUAUGUGCAACGGUCUUGAUAAGCCCGAUGUGACAUCUGUAACCAUUGACCCGACCUUUGCAGCUUAUCUCCACAGUGACUUCCUCUCUAUACAAUCGAAUGCAAGGGAGAACCGCAGAAUCUAUUUAAAUAGGAACAAGCGCAAAAUUGGUGGUGAAGACGAACAGCUACACACCACAGAUGGAGUUAAGAUUAAAAAUGGAUUGGAGUGUAAGAUAGCUUGCAGUUCUUCAAAGGUCUCUUAUGUAUUGGAAACAGAAGACCUAUUGGUGAGAGUUAAAAAGAGAAGAAAAACUUUGAGCCAGAACCAGGAUUCCAUUUCCAAUUGUUGUUUAAUUAGGCAAAGGAGGUUACAAAGAUACCAAAGACUUGUGACCAGCCUGUAACAAUCUGGAAGAAGAGAUACACAAAGAUACCAAAAGCAACUCAACCUGUUCAUUCUCCAACCUAACAAUGACAAAACAAAACCACAAAAAAAGUUCUCCAUUGUUGUUGAUUUCACCAGAUAGAGCCAAAUUACAAAAGAGAAUUGGCUCUUUGUUGUCUGAUUCUGAUAGACAAAGAAACAAACACCAAAAAGAUUUAAAAUCUUUGUUACAUGUGUAAAGCUUGUCUCUUUCACUCACUGUUGUUGUAAAGUUUUGUUGUAUCAUGUAACAUUUAAUAAAAGUUUCAUUUUUUUGGGUAUGUUA
Molecule: messenger RNA, 4464 nt
Organism: Capsella rubella
Lineage: Eukaryota; Viridiplantae; Streptophyta; Magnoliopsida; Brassicales; Brassicaceae
Product: paired amphipathic helix protein Sin3-like 3
Exons: 22
Coding region: 166-4158 (1330 amino acids)
Biological process (GO): negative regulation of transcription by RNA polymerase II
Cellular component (GO): chromatin; histone deacetylase complex
Molecular function (GO): transcription corepressor activity
Source: RefSeq, a predicted model, not a curated record